CCUCCUCUGCCCGUCUCCUUCACUCCCCUCCCUCCCUCUGAGACUGAGAAUGCCCGUGUUGUACUGACAGGAACGAUACGGGCUGAGCAGACAUGGAGGCCCGAUUAAUGACUGAGGCUCAUUCCGACACGUCUCGGCUCAGCUAACAUUGUCUCGGAACGGAGUCCGAUUGUGCUUGGAGAUAUCACGGAUACCAAUUACUCAGUUGGAACAUAAAUGCUGUGGCCACCAUGUCGAUACGUACCAAGGGAGGAUUUCGAGCCAAAUAAUGUGAACGCCGUCUUUGGACUCAGAUAAAGUUGAAGGAAGGAGAGAGAAGGCUGGAUAGACAGAAAGGAAAGAUCGCCAUCAUCAAACAAGGAUUACUUUUCCCUUUCACCGUUAUCCCCCCUUCCCCUUUGCCCCUAUCCCAUCUCCUUCUGGGACACUGCUUUCCCCUAAAAACUGUACCUGGUAUCCAAAACAUCCCUCCUUAGUCACCCCUCACCCCCUCAAUCUCUGAUGGAUCAGAGGAUUCAGGGGGGACCUGCGACUCCACCCCCCCUCCCCAACACAGCCCCUCCAGGGGAACGAGAGAAGGAAGUAGGGGGUGGAAAGAAAGAUGAGGAGGAGGAGAAAAAGAAGAGGGAGAAGGAGAGAGAGGGCUCCCAGACCGAGUGUGGGGCUGGAGGAGGAGCCUCAACAGACCAGCAGCAGCAGUCUCCCCAGUUCUCCGUCAAGGAGACCAGCUUCUCCGAGGGCAAUGUCAAGCUCAAGAUCGGCCUGCAGGCCAAGCGCAUGAAGAAGCCGCCCAAGAUCUUGGAGAACUACGUGUGUCGUCCGGCCUUCAGAGCCACCGUCAGGCACAGCGGGCGAGGGGGCGGCCGCGGAGGCGGGGCCCGUGGAGGAGGGACCGGAGACGGGAGCCACCCAACUCCGAGCCCCCCACAUGGAAGGGACAGGGAGCAGAGUCCCUGCAUGAGCAGACCCGCCCCGCCAUCCUCUUCCCUCGCCGCCACUCCUGCAGCCCCUACACCUCCACCACCUACUACUCCGACACCUCCCAGCACUAUGUCACCCUCCCCAGUGAAUGGGAGCGCUUCAGCUAAAAGGGGUCUUCCAAAGAUGGCUGGCAAGUCGGACACGCAGAAGUCUGACACGAAAGCAGCAGCGUCAUCAUUGGAGAGACCCCUCAAUCUUCACCGCCCCUCAGCGGACAGUAAAACACACCCAUGCGGCAAGAAAACGCCCACUCCUCACCCCAACGCUCAGACGUCCUCCUCCCCUCCCACUCCCACGCCACAGGAAGCCAGUUUCGAGGGCGUGCCCAAACCACCACAGUACACCUACAGCGGCGAGAGUCAAAGGGAGAAAGAGAGGGCGACGUGUCCGACCUGGGGCACGCCCACCGUCACUGAGAAACUAGCCCAGCUCAUAGCCACUUGCCCGCCCACCAAGUCCGCCAAGCCCAUCAAGCCUUCUAAGAUGGCCCCCUCUGCGGCGCACAGCAACUCAGGCUUUAUGGCACCCACACCCAAGCAGAGAGACCGAGCUCUAGUCAACAGAGCCACUUACUCCAGAGCCCUCCACCUUGCUCCACCACCUCCCGUGUCACGUCCUCCUGGCCGGCCAUAUGGCUCAAGGAACAAAGACAGUGUUUCUGAAAAGCUCUCCACCCCACCCAGGAAGGAAGAGGCAGAAGUGGUUGGUAAGUCCGGCAACAACAACAAUACCAACAUUAACACUCCAAACAACUACAACUCCAGUAACAGCAGUCGCAGCAGCAGCCCUGCGCUCACCUAUGGCAACAGCCGCCUAGCAACAACUUCAAAGGAGAACAAUGACAGCAGCAACAAUGGUGGCACCAAGCCAUCGCUGCCACAGGCCCGUCUCGGUCACUGCCCACCACAUAGUACGUCCUCACCCUCUCGCAUGUCCUCGUCAGCCCCAGAGCAGAGGAUGGGAUCCGUUCACCAGGGCUCCCCUGCCUCCCAAACACACCAGGCCAGAGAGAACCCCUCCAAGGCUGAAGAGAGAGGGGAGAGGGAGCAGGACAGAGACAGGGACAAAGACAGCCCUAGAGACUUAACCAAAAACCCUUCUCUAUCAGGAUCAGGGAAGCUUGAAGGCAAGGAGAAGGGGGCGAGUCAGUCCCUCCUCAGAGUGGAAAGGGGGAAGAGCUCAAGCCCUACUAAGCGUAGUCCUAACCGGGACAGGGACCGUGACAGGGACCAGAACAGGGACAGAGAGAGACGGCCCAGUGGGACCUCCAGUUCCCCUGUGUCUGUAAGACGCACUUCCUCACCACCAGAGACUGCUGGGGACAGUUCUCCACUUCCCCUCAGGGACGAUUCACCUGACUCAUCUCCAGACUCCCCACUAGAGCAGGACAGCAAACCCCUGAAGAAGCGCAGGGGCAGGAAACCACGUUGGACACGAGUAGUCAACAGGAAUCCGAGGAUGGGCCAGGGCAGCCCUUCAGACCAGUGCAAAACCACCAUGCCUUUAUCCUCCAGCCUGGAUACACCCCCGCCCAUACGCAGGCCCGUUGGACGGCCCCCAAACCCAAAUAAAGUACACCCUGCCGCAUCUCAGCUCUUCCCACCCAGGAAGAGGGGGAGGCCUAAGUCUAAGAUGCCCAGGCUUGAUGCCCCCACCCGUGGGCGUCCCCCCAACAAGCUGGUCCCUUCCAAAGUAUUCUCCUCGUUACUAAAGUCUAAAGAGGAGCAGGACCCCCCUGUGCUUCACCCUGAGGUGGACUUAAACCCUCCCAAACCCAUGCCCAGGAAGAGGGGGCGUCCAAAACGCCUACCCCCUACGUUGCCACAGGAGGGUCAGCCCCCAACCCUGGCUCCUGAGGCAGGAGAACGGUUCCGGAAUAAGGGAAAUGGGCAGCUGAUCAUGAAGACCAUCAUAGGCAAGAUCAACAAGAUGAAGAGUGUGAAACGCAAACGGAUCCUGAGUCAGAUCCUGCUCGGCCCGGGAUCAGGACCAGAACAGGAUCCGGCCCGAGGGGCAUGCAGCGGGGUGGUGGGGUCGGUGGCGGCAGCCACCCAGUCCCUGUCUUCACUUGCGGCGUCCUUCGGAGGGAAACUUGGACCCCAGAUCAAUGUGAGCAAGAAGGGGACCAUCUACAUGGGGAAGAGGAGGGGCCGCAAACCCAAAGCAGCGUCAAACCCCUCAUCCGCCAAUCAGACGCCUCCCCCCGAACUUUUUCUGUCCCCCAACACCACCUCCCCUCCCCACCACCACCUCCACCACCCGUCCCAGUCACACCAGCUCUCUGCCUCCGAGGUGUUCCCCUCCCCCUCGCUAUCCCAGUCCAGUGGGGGUCACAGUCCCGUCAGCGAUGCCAGCUUCGUUGAGCCGGGGUCUGUGCACUUCCUGACACACCCUCACUACGGUCUCUCCCACCACGGCCAUCACUCCUUCCCCUUCCCACCCCCCACUUUCUCCGCCCCUAACCCUCGCACCCUCGGCCCCCUCGGUAGCACCUCUUCCUCGGCGAUGGUCAACCAGAAAAAGUCCUCAUGCCGUGGCUAUCACCACCACCACCACCAUUACAGGCAGCACUACCACUACCGUAAGCUCUCCCCUCCAAGGCCCCUGCACCCCACCUCCCCUGCCCCUCUCAGCGAGCUGAAGGAGGCCACGCCCUCGCCAGUCAGCGAGUCCCACAGCGAGGAGACAGUGCCCAGUGACAGCGGCAUAGGAACAGACAACAACAGCACGUCGGACCGAGGGGAGAAGGCCGGAGGACCCGGUGGGCUGGCUGGCGUGGUGGGUAUGCCUCCGGGCAGCGGGGUACUGAUGCCCGGGGUCAUGGGAUCCGCCAUGGGAGCAGGACUAGGGCUCAAUUCCCGGGGCAGACGGCGACACUCGUCCUCCGUGCUGCUGGAGCACCCCUCCCCUACGCCUUCUCCGCUAGGUGCGAGGUCUUCUCCCGACCCAAGGAGACCCCACCCGGCCACCCCAGCCUCCUCUCUGGUGAGCCACAAGGAGAAACACAAGCACAAAUGCAAGCGUCGCAGCCACGGUUGCCCAGGAUACGACAAGCUGAAGAGGCAGAAGCGCAAACGGAAGAAGAAGUACCUGCAGCUGCGCUCUCGGCGCCAGGACCCGGACUUCCUGGCGGAGCUGGAUGAGAUAGUUGUGAGGCUAAGCGAGAUCAGGAUAGCGCACCGCACACCGGCGCUCAGGCUGGGCAGCGGGCUAGGCAUGGCGGGGGCAGCAGGGAGGGUACCAGGGGUGGCUGGCCGGCCCGGCAGUGGCAUCGGAGGUGCAGGUGGCCCCCCUCCGCAUCACUACCUGCACAGGGACCUCCUACCCACCAUUUUUAGGAUCAACUUCAGCGGAUACUACUCCCCCCACCCUGCCUACCCCUGCGACUCUCUGCACUAUGUCCGUAAGCCGGACCUGAAGAAGAAGCGCGGACGGCCCCCCAAGCUUAGGGAGUCCAUGUCUGAGAUGCCCUUCGUUCCUGGGCUGGGCUUUCCUCUGUCUAGCGGGGGCUUCUACCACCCUUCCUACAGCGUCCCCUACUCUUCUGGGCCUCUGGGGCUGGGCUACUACCGGGGCUACCCCCCAGCCAGUGCCCUCUACCCCCACCCCCACCACCAGGCCCCCCACUCAGCCCCGUCACACCACUCGCACCACUCUUCGUCUUUUCCCCAGCCCCCUCCUGCCUCCUACAUGCACCACCACCACCCCUCGCACCUCCUCCUCAACCCCUCCAAGUUCCACAAGAAGAAACACAAGUACCUAGCAGGGGGCCGCUCCCCUGUGCUUUACCCGGCCAUGUCGUCUGAGCUCUCCUUCAGCUGGCACCACAAACACAAACACCGACACAAGCACCGUGAGCGCUGCGCCGAGGAGGAUGGUGAUGAGGGCGGGGCGGCGGCGGCAGGAGGAGCCGGGACCAGGGGAGGCGUGGCAGGGAUGCCGGAAGGCGGGGGGCCGGCUCGAGUGGAGCGUGUGGGCAGCAGCAGCGGAGGGAUGGCAGAGUCCUUGCAACGCUGUAGGUUCGGACGAGACUCCACCCCCACCGCUGGCGCCAAUAAACAGGCUGCCACCCCUUCGGCCAACUCGCCUUCCUCGUCUUCGUCGUCUUCCGCGGACAGGUACAAGAGGAAAGAGAACACGCUGUCUUGCUUGGGGCCCUCCAGACUAGCGCUGGGCAGUGGGUCCAGGGGUCACCACCCUGUCGAGUCCUGGUUCAGGAUGGGGACCGGUUCUGAGGCUGACUACGCCAAGCUGUCCCGGAACCCGGCGGUGGGCCAGGGCGUGUUUGCUGACGGCCAGGCCGACGACCCUGCCGGCUGCUCGGACAGUGAGGAUGACGAAACCCUCACGCCCACGGAGGAACCGGAGGACCCCGGUUCCCAGGAGCCCCCGCACCACACUAACCUGUUUGCCUCUGCCCUGACGCGUACCUCCAUGAGGGGCGGACGAGGCCGGAAAGGAGGGGCCCCUGAGAGCGCCAGCUUCUCUCGCAUGGAGAGGACACUGAUGAAGGAGCGCUCAACGUCCGCGGAGAGGAGGGAGACGGGUUCUGGGUCAGGUGUCCAGACACGAGGGGCCCACUCGGCCCCCGAGAGCCUUGAGGGCUCCCUCCUCCACCGCCAGCACCUUUACCACCAGCACCACCAACCUCUCUUCCACUCCCACGCCUCCCACUGCGGCCACAGCUCCCCCUCCCCAGACUGCUGCCUGAACCCCUCCCCCCAGCACCACGCCCAUCGGGCCGGGCCCCCCAAGCACAGCCUGCACCACGUCAACAAGAUCCUGCGGGCCAAGAAGCUCCAGAGGCAGGCACGCACCGGCAACAACGUGGUGAAGAAGAGGGGGCCCGGACGCCCCAGGAAACACCCGCUGCCGUCCCCGCCCCCCUCGCCCCCUGCCGAGGCGGCCCCGCCCAGACACCGGGAGAGAGGGGGCUCAGGGGGCCGCACCUGGGAAGGGGACACGGUGACGGAUGCCAUCGAGUCGGUGGUCCAGGGCCAGCGUAGGAGGUGCCAGAAGAGGAAACACUGGGAUAGGGAGGGGGACGAAGAGGAGGAGGAGGAGGAGGAAGGAGAGGGGGAUGAAGGGGAGGAAGGAACGACGGACAGAGAGGAGAACCUCGGUGGUCUUGGCAUGAGGUCCAGAGCUGGAGGAGGAGGAGAAGGAGGGGGAGGAGGAGGAGUCUGGCUCACCCAAGAUGAGAUGCACUGCUUUCGCAGUGCCCUGGAGGGGAAGCCGGAUGGGCCUGCCUCCCCUGAACGCCAAGAACCCGCCCCCACAGAGCAAGCUCCGCCCAUGCCUAUAACAACCCAACGGGAGAAAAGAGCAGCCAGGCCUCCAAAGAAGAAGUUCCAGAAAGCAGGACUCUACUCUGACGUGUACAAGACUGCAGAUCCACGCAGCCAGCUUCUGCAGCUCAAGAAGGAGAAGCUCGAGUAUGUACCUGGGGAACACGAGUAUGGCCUUUUUCCCGCCCCCAUCCACGUUGGGAAGUACUUGCGACAGAAGCGCAUCGAUUUCCAGUUGCCUUACGACAUCUUGUGGCUGUGGAAACACGACCAGCUGUACAAGAGGCCUGAUGUGCCUCUUUAUAAAAAGAUCAGAUCAAAUGUGUACGUGGACGUGAAGCCUCUCUCCGGGUACGAGACCACCACCUGUAACUGCAGGGCCCCUGAGGAGCAGGAAGAGAAAGGUUGCCUUGACGAGUGCCUGAACAGGAUGAGUUUUGCGGAGUGCUCCCCCAGCACCUGUCCCUGCAUGGAUCAGUGUGACAACCAGCACAUCCAGAGGCAUGAGUGGGUGCAGUGCCUGGAGCGCUUCCGCGCCGAGGGCAAAGGCUGGGGCAUCCGCACCAAGGAGCCCCUGCGCUCGGGCCAGUUCAUCAUCGAGUACCUGGGAGAGGUGGUCAGCGAGCAUGAGUUCCGGAGUCGUAUGAUGGAGCAGUAUUUUGCCCACAGCGGCCAGUACUGCCUGAACCUGGACAGCGGCAUGGUGAUCGACAGCUACCGUAUGGGUAACGAGGCCCGCUUCAUCAACCACAGCUGCGAGCCCAAUUGCGAGAUGCAGAAGUGGUCUGUGAACGGGGUGUACCGGAUCGGACUGUUCGCCCUGAAGGACAUGAACAGCGGAACGGAGCUCACCUACGACUACAACUUCCACUCCUUCAACACAGAGGAGCAGCAAGUGUGUCAGUGUGGCUCCGAGGGCUGCCGCGGCAUCAUUGGAGGGAAGAGCCAGCGAAUCAACGGCCUGCCUGGCAAAGCGGGCGGAGCCAGGAGGCUGGGUCGACUCAAGGAGAAACGCAAAUCCAAGCAUCAGCUCAAGAAACGAGAGGAGGAGUCAAGUGACAGCAGCAAGUUCUACCCUCACCUACUCAUGAAACCAAUGUCGAACAGAGAAAGGAACUUUGUUCUGAAGCACCGUGUGUUCCUGCUGAGGAACUGGGAGAAGAUGAGAGAGAAGCAGGAGCUGCUGAAGAGAGAAGGAGAGCGAGAGCGAGAGAGCAGCCUGUCCAUCUACACACGCUGGGGACCCAACGUCAUCCGCGACGACGGCAACAUCAAGUCAGACGUCUUCCUGACGCAGUUCUCGGCGCUGCAGACGUCCCGGUCAGUCCGCACGCGGAGGCUGGCGGCCGCCGAGGAGAACACGGAGGUCACGCGCACCGCUCGCCUCGCACACAUCUUCAAGGAGAUCUGUGACAUGAUCACCAGCUACAAAGAUUCUGCUGGUCAGACCCUUGCUGCUCCCUUGGUCAACUUACCCUCAAGGAAGAGGAACUCGCAGUACUACGAGAAGGUGUCAGACCCACUGGACCUCAGCACCAUUGAGAAACAGAUCCUCACAGGCCAUUACAAGACCGUGGAGGCCUUUGACACGGACAUGCUUAAAGUGUUCCGCAACGCUGAGAAGUACUACGGCCGCAAGUCGUCGGUGGGGCGCGACGUGUGCCGCCUGAGGAAGGCCUACUACAGCGCCCGCCACGAGGCGGCCGUCCAGAUCGACGAGAUCGUGGGCGAGACGGCGAGCGAGGCCGACAGCUCCGACUCCCAGGAGCGGGACCACGGGCACCAUCACCACCACCACCACGGGGGGGGCGGGCCGGGCGGCCACGACAAGGACGACGACGUGAUCCGCUGCAUCUGCGGCAUGUACAAGGAGGAGGGUCUGAUGAUCCAGUGUGAGAAGUGCCUGGUGUGGCAGCAUUUUGACUGCAUGCGCCUGGAGACGGAGGUGGAUCACUACCUGUGUGAGCAGUGUGAGCCUCGAACCGUGGACAGGGAGGUUCCCAUGCUGCCCCAGCCCAGCUAUGCCCAGUCCGGCUCCAUCUACUACAUAUGCCUGCUCAGAGAUGAGCUGCUGCUACACCAAGGUGACUGUGUGUACCUGAUGAGGGACAGCAGGCGCACGCCAGAGGGACAGCCAGUCCGCCAGUCCUACCGCCUCCUGUCCCACGUCAACAGAGACAAAUUGGACAUCUUCCGCAUUGAAAAACUCUGGAAGAGUGAGAAGGGGGAGAGGUUUGCAUUCGGCCACCAUUACUUCCGCCCCCAUGAGACACACCACUCUCCCUCACGGCGGUUCUACCAGAAUGAGCUGUUCCGGAUGCCUCUGUACGAGAUCAUCCCCCUGGAGGCCGUGGUGGGCACCUGCUGCGUGCUCGACCUCUACACCUUCUGCAAGGGUCGGCCGAAGGGAGUGAAGGAGCAGGACGUUUACAUCUGCGACUACCGCCUCGACAAGUCGGCCCACCUCUUCUACAAGAUCCAUCGCAACCGCUACCCCGUGUGCACCAAGCCCUAUGCCUUCAAUCACUUCUCCAAGAGGCUCGCCCCCAAGAGAGACUUCUCGCCGCACUACGUUCCUGACAACUACAAGAGGAACGGGGGGCGCUCGGCCUGGAAGAGCGAACGGCCCAAAGGGGUGGGAGGCUGUGAGGAGGAGGCUUCCCCUGGCCAAAGGGCCGAUGACUUCCGCCCGGAAAAUGAAGACGGGCUGAGAGGGGAGGCCGACGCUGAGCCGGUGCCCGAGGAACCCACGCCCCCGCCCGUGCCACCCCAACAACCAGAGGCGGCAGAAACGGGGGAAGGAGAAGAGGAGGAGGAAGAAGAGGAGAGCCGGGAAACGGAGGAACACAGGGAGCUGGAGGAAGGAGCGACCGAGAGGGUAGGGGAAAUGCUGGAGCUCCCGUCCUCUUCCUCGUCAUCUUCACCGCUGCACCACGCAGGCCUGGGAAAGAGGGAGGCACAGAGAGACAGACUGAACAAGAUCCUGCUGGACCUGCUGCACAGAACACCCAGCAAGAAUGGUGAGGGAACAGCUAUAGAUGUCACCUAUCUCCUAGAGGAGGGUUCAGGGAGGCGGUUGCGCAGAAGGACACUCGGAUUUGGGGAUUUUGUGGGGAGGAAAUGAUGUCGCCACACGCCGGGCCAGACGAGCCAGCGCCCCUCACAUUGUGUGGGAGUGCAAACAAACAGAGAGCCAGACUGUAGUAAUAGGAGAAGAUGCCAUUUCGAAAGACGGGGGAGACCAAGAUGUCACCAAGAGAUGGGAGUUCACCACAGAGGGGAAAGCGCUCCUGAGACCCCCCACCACUCUUAAGGCUCAACUCUCCCCCAGACCUGUCAUCUGAAAUCUUAAACUGGACACAGCGAAACUGAGGAGCGGAUCAAAGCCGUGACACCAGUGACGAUCAACGGUUUUUGGUUCCCACUUCUCAGGGGAGAGGACCCAGGCUUACUGAAGUACAACGCAAAUGUGUACCGUUUUUUUUUUUUGUGUAAUUCUAUUUUUUUUACAUAGGAUUAUGUAUGUACCCCAUGCACUUAAAUGCAUUGAACAAAGACGGCUUGUUCACUCGUGAAGGACGAUGGCUGAGUUGUUGCUAUGUCGACAAACAUGGCUAAAGGUGCGAUCAUGAGUCAGUUCAUUUCAGUGAGUGGCGGAAAGGAGAAACGUGGUACUGAGUGUGGCAGUAAGACACGGUCAUUGACUCUCUUAUGGACCUUUUUUUUCUUCCCCUUUUCUUCCCCUUUUUCUUUUUUUCUUUAAACCACCAAUUGGGAAUGAGAAUACUGGAGACUGGCGCCCUCUAGUGGGACUGGGUGAUAAUUGGAGAACCUCAACGUUAGCCACAUGAGAACUGUACCUUCACAGAGAAGGCAUAGGAGUGACAUAGGAGGUGUAGUGUAUGCAUACACUGUGCAUACACUGCCGAUGAACUAGGAGAGAAGCUAGUAGGAGGUUGGUCAACUGCACUUUGGUACCAAGGAAAUCUUAAGCUCCCUGUUAUGUAUCAAUGAGACACUAACUCUCUUACAGUAUUGGAUGAUGCAGUCUGAAAAGCAAGUUUAUAAUAAGUAUCGUAUAUUAUCUUUUUCUGUCAAACUGUAGUAAAUACUUUUAGGAACAGUGAAGGACCGGGGAGUUGUGUUUGCUAGAGAGUGGCUGGUGUUUUUUGGGAAGAUAAGAGUGUUUGAGCGCUUAGUCAGUCAAAGUGUCUUGUUCAGUUCGUGAGGCAGUCAGCUUCGCCCCUCUUUCUAAAGUACCUGAUUCACCAGCUUAACUAAACCAGGCGGCGGAACACUGGCUCUUACUGUAACGCCUUAGAACGCCAUGGUCCCCGACUGCCUUGCGUGAGUGUGUGCGUGUGUGCGCACAUUUGUGUGUCUGUAUCUGCCAGAAUUCUUGAAGAUAUAAAAAAAUUAAAACAAAAAAAUUAAGGGCUCGAUGGCAAUUAACAGUUUAAAGAAAAUUAUGAAAACAAUAGGUAACAUGAAAUGUAUCGUGAUGGUCAUAUUUUCUUAUAUUCUGUGGGGGUGGGGGUUAUAUCAGAAGGGAUGGAUUCUAGUUUUUUUUCCUCUUAAUUGUGUUUCUGGUUGCCAUGGAGAAUGUUUUAAAUAACUUGUGAAAUUUGAUGAGAUUUUUCUUAAAGCCUCUGUGAAAAUGGGGCAGUCAGAGGUCCCAUCUAGAUAAAACUGACAUACAAAUGACAAGAAUGAGAAAGAGAGGGGGGAGGGGGGGAGGGGGAAGUUGUACAGUGCCAAGUUAUGUAUAUACAGACUGGGAUUACGUGAGAAAUGUCUCCAAAAGCAAUAUCUUGAUAAAGGAUUUUGUGUAUUAUUGUAUUGUACAGGACUCAGCCCUAUAUGUAUUAUGAUUAUUAUAAUAGUAUAAUUUCUGCCAUUUGUAUUACUAUAAUCAAGACACUCAAGCUUGGAGGAGAAGGAAGUGGAGUUUUUGUCCUGUAAAUCGCACCACAACUGUCCUAACUGAAUGACAUAAAAACUUAAACAAGAGUUUUUGUUGCCUAAAAAUAAAUUGAUCUAAUGUACUGCAUGAGCAAGAGGAAUGUCGACCAGACUUCAUAGAAGGCAUUGGGACACAUCAGUGACAUUGAAAGAACAUCUGUCACUGUAUUAAUAUUAAUAAUAAUAUUAUUUCUUUUUGAGGAGAAAUGUGCUCCUCGACUUUUGCUGCAAAGUGUUGAACACUAAAAAAACAAACCAACAUAAAAAUGUUAUGAUAUUUUGAAAGACGACAGAUGUAAGACUGUCAACUCAAUAUCAUUGUUCUUCUUUUUUUUUCUCAAAAUAUGGUUGUUUUUUUGUGAUAGCGGUCAUAAAUAUGAUGCUUGUACUUGUAUUUGUGUGUUUUGUGUGAUUUGUUUAGUUAUUUUUAGACAAUCACAAAAUAAGAUGCAAGCAUUGUAAAUGGCAGACUGGCAGACAUUUUGUGAUGUGUACAGUUUGUCAAAAUUUCUUCCACUCUCGUUCAAAGUUUGUAAUUAUGAUUCUAAAGUCAUGAAAAUGCUGUUGGUUUUUACUUUUUGUUUUAUAUUCUAUUUGUUUUUUGUUUGUUUUUUAAUAAAAGCACUACAUUAUUGUGAA
Messenger RNA from Hypomesus transpacificus, 11870 nucleotides. RefSeq names its product ash1 (absent, small, or homeotic)-like (Drosophila) (gene ash1l). Bases 502 to 9393 code for a protein of 2963 amino acids. Gene Ontology annotation, cellular component: nucleus. Gene Ontology annotation, molecular function: protein binding; histone methyltransferase activity; DNA binding. The transcript has 27 exons. The record is from RefSeq and is a predicted model, not a curated record. NCBI's taxonomy places the organism in Eukaryota, Metazoa, Chordata, Actinopteri, Osmeriformes, Osmeridae.